Messenger RNA from Leptopilina heterotoma, 7627 nucleotides. It is a transcript of the gene pps, whose product is annotated as death-inducer obliterator 1. The record is from RefSeq and is a predicted model, not a curated record. The transcript has 16 exons. Gene Ontology annotation, biological process: DNA-templated transcription. Gene Ontology annotation, molecular function: protein binding. Gene Ontology annotation, cellular component: nucleus. Bases 207 to 7274 code for a protein of 2355 amino acids. Lineage: Eukaryota; Metazoa; Arthropoda; Insecta; Hymenoptera; Figitidae.
AUUACUUUCAUGCGCAGUUAUUAAUGCGCAGCGUCCGGCACGCACGAUAAACUCGUCUAUGACGAUGUUUCCGUGAAAAAGUUGCGGUUUUCCGCAAAUUGGCUGAUGAAUUUCAUAAAAAAUCCACUGAAAACAUCCUCGUCUGGACGAGGUUCGUGAAUUGACGACAUUUUUCGAGGUCGAACAAGCGUCAUAGAAAGUGCAAGAUGUCUAGUUCAAUCAUCGUGGAACCUCGGGAUAAUGCUACAAGAAAAGAUGACACGUUAAUUAUUAUGGUUAACGAUGACGGAACAAUUUCUGUUGACGAAGAGACUUUGCAAAAUUUAAUAAUGAAUCAGGCGAAUGCGAAUGUUAGUGUUGUGAAGUUGGGUCAAACGGAAGGUGACGCUGAAAACGGCGAUAUUACAUUUACUGUUGAUCCACCACGUACAACGGUAGCUUCGGAAAUUACGACAACAUCAACAACAACAACAACCUCAAGUACUGAGGGAGCAGGACUCGUUGAUCCUUUUAUGGAAAUGGAUCCCGAGCAAUUGGAACGAUUAGAAACUGCUUUGCAGAGCGAAGAGGCUAAACAAAUUCUCGGUGAAAAUGUCACUGCGAUGUUAGACAUGUUGACUGUUGAGGAAAGGCAAAACUCGUUGAAACACAGUAUCGAGUUGGAUCAUUGUUACACAACAAGAUUGUCUCCAUCGGAACCUAAAGUUGUCGAUCCUCUACCAAUCACAGCAUCGCCGGAAACAAUUCAAAAAUCACAUUCAGUCUCUACGACUCCAACUGCUCCAUCGCCGGCAGUGAGUCCCGCUUCUGCAACUGCAGCUGGAAAUUUAAAAACUAAGAAAUCUGUGACGGGACGGCCUAGAAGAAGUGCUGCUGCAUCUUUCAUAGGGACGCCAAAGACUGCCGGGAAUGCAGCUUCCCGAAAUGCGAACGCUUUUCAAGAUAAAAGUGGUCAUAAAACGAAUGAUGAUGAUGCUGAGGACGACAAUUCCUCAUUGGACAUGACUGAAUCUUCAGAAUCAGAUUCUUCGGACAAUGAUUCCGACUUUGGACCCCGAGGACCAAGGAGAGGUGGCGUCAGAGCAAGAGGAGGACGCAAGGGUCUCACCACAAGGGGAGGAAGCAUCUCCGCCCGGAGACGAGGCUCAAAUAAACGUCUCGACACCGAACAAGUGCGGCGACUCGAUAAAGAAAUGGCAGCCGCCGUCGAUGCCAUGAAGAGUCCCGAAAAAGAGGAAAAACCCGAAAAAGUGCAUGUAAAGACAAAGAAACCGAGAGUGAUGGGAGGAAAGAAAAAAGACGAGAGCAUAACGCCAAUAGCAACACCUGAGACGUCGCCAAUUGUUCAUAAACCAUUGCAAACGACAAAUCAAGUAAAGGCAAAUUUAAUAAAUGCCAAUAUGAUCAAAGGCGAUAUGAUAUUGACGAAACCAGGCGAGGGUCGUAAUCAAAAUCAAAAGAUAAUUUUCGUUCAAAAGCAAAUUUUAAUGAAAUCAAAUGAAAUGAAACAACUCGAAGUGAAAAAGACGUCACCCCUUAUUUUACCAAAAACCAAAGUAACACAAAGUCCAACGAGUUCGAAAAUAACAACAAAAGAUGGAAAAUUAGUAACGAUACCAAUAUUACCAAAAUCAAUAGUACACAGUACGCCUGGUAAUCAACCGAAAAUAGUAACACUCGGUCAAUUACAUGCCCAAGAACCGAUUCAAAUAUUACAAUCAAGUUCCGUACAGCAGCAACAACUACAACAACAGCCGCAGCAACAACAAUCACAGCAGCAACAACAACUACAACAACCACAACAGUCAUUAAUUCCAAAUCAAAAAAUACAAAUUUUCACAUCGCCAAUUAAAGUGAAAUGUGUUGAAGUUAAAAAAGAGAAGAAAAAGUCUGACAAUCUUCAGGAAAAUUUAUUAAAGAUUAAUGAAGAAAUGAAAAUUGCCGAAAUUGGAAAAUCGACAGAUGUCAAAGGAACGCCUGAAGUUGCAAAAAAGCAUCAUCAUCAUCAUCAAAAGAAGGAUAAUCGAAAAUCGCCGGCGACAUUAGCUUGUGCAUUGGGACCAGCUUUAUUUUCCACGCCCGAUAUUAUUCGUCGUGUUAGCGUUGGGAAUGAGACAAAAUCGGAGGCAAAUACUCCAACAACUCCAGUGACGUCAACUUCUAAUUCGCCUGUUUUUAAUCAAUCACAAUCGGUGACGACUACUCCGACGCAUUUAACUCCGUGCUCUUCGACGACUCCUGUUAAAAAUACGGAAACAAUGACGAUUCCGAAAACUUCGCCCGUUGCAGUUGAGGCAAUUGGGGAAAAAACUGUCGACGAAGUAAAUCAAUUGCAAACUUCCAUGGCAAUGGAAACUGAACCCGAUUUGAAUACAACACCGAUGACUAAAUUAAAUCCAAGUUCGUUAGAUGAAGCAAAUUUAGAGGAAUCUAUGGAAGUUAAUAACGAUAACAAUGGAGUCAGUGAACCUGCAAAAGAAACAAAAAGUCCUGAUAAAGUUCCUCUGGCCGAGGAAUUACAAUCAUCAUUAGAUCCUGUUCCACCUGAGGGAGUUUCCCAACGAAUGGAACAACCCAAUGUUCCAAAUGAUAUUGUUCCUAAACAAACCGGAAUCGAAGGAGAGGAACAGCUUCUAGCUACGUUGGAGAUGGAGGCGACAAAACACGAGGAUGAUUUAUUGGCUGAAGCUUUGUUACUUCAAGAGGAACUCGGCGUUGAUUUGGCUUCUGGAUUGGACCAGUCAGCAGAUUCCGAACCACUUUUGUCACCGUCGGCAUUCUCAUCUGUUUUAUCGCCGAAACAACAGACGGAAGUGAAGGUUGUUGCAACGGCAACAGUUGAACCCUUCAAAGCGACCCAACAACUUGAUCAAUUAAAAAAGAAAGAGGAUAAGGAGCCAAUUCAAAUAAUACGUGGUGGGCGUGUUAUAACUUUACCUCCAAUCGAAGCACCAGCAACGCGGAGUAAAAAAUUGCAAGCCAUGGGUGAUAAACCCCAGCAAAAGGAAAUAAUCGUCGUAAAAGAAGAAAAAAAGCCAAGCAGAUCAAGUUUAAGUGAAUUUAUUCCGAAGGAAGAUGUAGAUUUAGAUGACGAAUUCGAGGACGAAGGCGAUAAUUCUGAUUCUGAAGACGAUCCAGAUCGUUUGUGGUGUAUUUGUAAAAGGCCGCAUAAUAAUCGCUUUAUGAUUUGUUGCGAUGUUUGCGAGGAUUGGUUUCACGGCAAAUGCGUCAAUGUCAGCAAAGCUAUGGGACAACAAAUGGAGGAGCAGGGAGUUGAAUGGGUGUGUCCAAAUUGUGCUAAGAAAAAAGCUGAAGAAACGAGAGUAAAGCAUGCUUCGCCAGUGGUAUCGAAACGUAAAUCGACUGAAGCUCUAUUCCAAACAUUGGACGGCAAAUCGAGUGGAUUGCCGAAUAAAAAAUUGCCCGCCACCGAUGGACCGUCAACUGAGAAAAUAGCUCAAGGCUCUGGAAUAACGCAGUGUGUCGUUUGCAAGAAGGAAGCUAGAAAUUCCAGUAUUUAUUGUUCUGAUACUUGCAUUUUGGCACACGCUCAAGAAACAUGCACCAAAGAUAAACCAGCUACAACACCGUCGCCAAAAGCGCCGAAACAAGAUUUUCUCAAAGGCAAAGUCGAUGCUCGAGUUAUGGUUUACGAUCGAAAAACGGGAAAAGUUCUUUCAGGUGCCGGAGCUCCGACGGCGGGAAAUCUCAAAAAUUGGCUCAAGGAAAAUCCAUCCUACGAAAUUGUUCGACCAAAUAGUUUGAAUACUUUUAAAAUCGCUGGAAAAACAGUCACGGCUAUUCAAACGCAAGAUUCUCCUAAACAGCUAAAAGUAUCGCCAGUGAGACGUGAAAAAAUGCAGUUACAUCCAAAAAUGGUUUUCGCUAAAGUUCCGGGUUCAAAGCAAACAAUUCUAGCCGCAAGUGCAAAGAAAACGGUUAUAGUUCCUCCUGAAAGUAUGGGAACAGCAAUAAAAAUAAAAGUACAACAAACGCAAAAAAUUCCAAUUUUAAGGCAAACAAUAUUAAAGACACCAUUGUCAUCACCAUCGCCAGCGUCACCGGUACAAAAAGCACAAGUAACGCCUAAAGUGAUAAAACGACAGGAGCCAAAAACACCAACUCAAGUUAAACAACAACCAAUAAAAUCACCGAUUACACUUGCCAAGAAACCCGAGACAGAACCAAUACGCGUAAAUGUACGUAAAACAAUGACAGACGCAUUGAUUGCACGAGUUAAAGCCACUGAUGAUUUAAAAUUAACACAAGAAGAAAUCAAGGACCUUGCCCUCAAUAUUGAACUCGAAUUAUAUAAACAUUUCAAGGACACAGGUACUAAAUACAAGGCAAAAUAUCGUAGUCUCAUUUUUAAUAUCAAGGACCCAAAGAAUUUAACAUUAUUCCGAAAGAUUGCCGACAGAUCAUUAACGCCCGACGCAGUUGUUAGAUUAAGUCCCGAGGAAAUGGCCAGUCAAGAAUUAGCCGAAUGGCGUGAGAAAGAAACAAAACAUCAACUCGAUAUGAUUAAGAAAAAUGAAUUGGAUCUCUUGGCGCAGGCAAAGUCAAUAGUGGUAAAAACACAUAAAGGCGAAUUGGUAAUUGAAAACGAUCGUGUCAGUGAUCCAGUUGAUUCAAAAUCGUCCGUUAACGAUAUUGUGACAGUGUUGAAUAAUAUCGAUUCGACAGAGACGAAGAAAAAGGAGGAUAUUGUCGAUUUGAAGAAAUUGAAAAUCGAGGAGAAGAAAGAUAAGGAGAAGCAUCGUUCGCGUGAUCGUGAGAAGGGAAAGAAACGUGACAGGAGUAAAAAUCGUCAUCGUCAUAGUCGUGAUCGUGAGAGGAGUAAGGAUCGCAAAUCGGGAAAGAACAAGGAUAAGAAGGAGAAAGAUAGGGAUCGUGAGCGUGAUAAAGAAAAGGGUCGAGAUCGUGACAAGGAGAAGAAGCAUAAGAAGAGUAAGAGCAAGAGUCACAAGAGUCAUAAAGAUUAUAAGGAGAAGGAGAAAAAGGAAGAGGAGAGGAAGGAUAUCGAGAAGAAGGAGGUAACAACAACACCCCCUAGAGUUGAACCGCCAAUUGAGGAUCGUCUCUGGCGACAUAUUGACGACGAGACAACGACUGGUUUCGUUAAUCUUGAUGUCGAUUCCGAUCUAUCGGAUCGUGAACCAAGUUCAACGGUGAAUAUAAAAACGCCUGAUAUUAAUGAUGACUUUGAGAGGGAGAGAGAACCGGAACCAGAGGUAGAUUUACCGAGAGGUCCACAACAGACAGUGUGGCGUGGUUUUGUCAGUAUGCCCGAUGUGGCGAAAUUCUUCAUCACAGCACAAGAAGUUAGUGGUAAUUCUCGCGAUCUAAUGGAAGAUUUACCCGAUACCGUUGAUGUUGUGGGUAGAAUUGGACCCGAUACGGUGUGGGAUUAUAUUUCUAAAAUGAAGAAAAAUGGAUCAAAGGAGAUUCUUGUCAUUCGUCUAACAGCCGCUAAUGAUGAGGAGAAAAUUCCCUAUAUCACACUCUACAGUUACUUGAAUAGUCGAAGUCGUCUUGGGGUCGUGAGAAAUUUCUCAAACAGCAUCAAGGAUUUCUACAUAAUGCCAUUUCCAAAUCUCAGUAAAAUACCAAAUGUCCUGCUACCCCUGAACGGUCCCGGUUUCGAGGAACAACGACCUCCCCUUCUCCUGGGAAUAAUUGUCCGCAAUAAAUGUAAACGCAUCGCAUCCGCUCCACUACCUUCGUUAUCGACGAAAAUCCUGAAGAAAGAUCCCGAUCGUAGUUAUACACCGCCAUUGAUACUUCCAUCGCCGUUGGAUAAGAAUCCAUCGCCACCCACUUCGCCUCGAUUACAUCACAAGGGAAUCACCGAUUCAUUGCCUGACAGUAAACUCAUCACUCAGCAUACACUCGAGAGUUUGAAUAAGGCGCAAAUUGGAAUGUCAAGAACGCUUCUUGAUAGUGCAACUAUUUCGAAAAUUGUUCCUGAAUUAUCGUCGAGAAUUGAUUUGACGGCAAAAACACAGGAGGAAGAUGAUGAUGAGCCGUACAGUCCGGGCGAAAUGGAUGAGGAUUUGGAUAAUCUUAAUGAUGACGAGGACGAUGAUGAUGAUGUUGCUGUCGUUGGUGCUGAUGAUGGUUCAAAGGAUAAUGAGAGUGAAUUAUUGUCGACGAAUAAGGAUGCCAGUGAAUUGCAGAGGAAAAUGGAUGAGCUGAAUCGUCAGAUUGAAGAGCAAAAGCAACAAAUACAAAAUAUUAGUUCAUCAUUUCUUGGUGACGUGACAAAUACAUUGCCGGGUCUGGGACUCGAUCCGGAGACAAAUGAAGGCGACGACGCGUACAGUCCAUCGGACACGCGAUCAUUCACACCACCACCGCAGGGUUUGAAAUUCACACAACCAAUUUUGGAUAAAGUCUCGGACAUAACGAUUCCACCGAAUCUCCAGGAGAUUCUCGCCAACGUGAAACGUCAGGAAACAUCGAAAAUCGAUCCCUAUCUUCCCUCGAAGCCAAGUGCAUCAUUCCUCACCUCAGUGAACACUUCAAGAUCAACAGGAAAAUCGGAGAAAUAUUCCUCCUUCCCCAAAGGAACCAGUUCAACACGUUUCAGCGGUGAAAAAUCUUCCGAGUCGCAAUCAUCACCAGUCAAGGAAAUCAAGACCAGCACACUCAGUUCAAUGAGUGAAUUGGAUUUGAUUAAAAAAGCCGCCGAACAAUUGGCCAGUGAAACAUUGCCAACAACACCGCCUCUGGUUAUACCGCCGACACUUUAUCCGACAAUUGUCCCGCCACCAACGCCGGUGAUGCCACCACCUCUACCACCGCCACCGCCAGCAGCCACUACAGUGCCAAUGAUUCCAUCGUUGCCCGCAAUUCCAAUUGUCUCAACGAUACCAAUUGUUGGGACACUACCAUCAAUUGUACCGUCGCCAGUUUCAACACUCGUGACAAAUCAAAUUACAAUGGUACCACCGCCAGUGACUGAAACGCCUGCUGAUAAUAAUGAUAAGACAAUAACUUAUCCAGCGUUAAUUGGUGAUGCAUUGAAAACAAGUCUCGCUUCCAAUCAGCCACGACCACCUGGUCUUGAGGAAGAUGAAGUACCAAGUUUCUUGUCACCAACGGGAAAGGCACCCGAGAGUCCUUCCAAAUCUGCGCUUCCAACAAAAUUCAUACCCAAAAGUGGUGUUGUGCUAAGUGUUAAACGAAAACUGAACGAUAAUGAUUUGACGCCUUCCAAAAUUCCAAGGACAAAAUCAUCAAGGUGGGGUCAACCACCACCUACGGAGUAGAUUUUUUUUUUCGUUUAUUUUUCCUUUUUUUCUCCCCCACCCAGGACUUACAAAUUAUUGUUGUGCGAAUCGAAUUGACGAUUGGAAAAUUCGUGUGAGUUGCGAAUUUUUAUUUUCUCGUACUUUUAGAAACACAAAACUCGGUGUUCUGGAUGCUGGUGUGAAAAUUAAUGGCGAGAGUAUUUUUUUUUCUUAUGAUUUGAACACUUUUUCCGUCUCUGAACAAUGUUUUUAAAUGAAAUUUGUUUUAUUAACUAUUUUCUUGUUAAAUUGUCAAAAAACGGAAGACGGAUAUUUGUUUUCAAAUUAUAAGGUUGUUAUAGUUUUUUUAAAAUUUUAUUUUCAAUACAUAG